AUGUAUUUUAUCUUUGGUUUAAUAUUGAUUCUUUCAAUCAAUGUUUUCGCUGUACCACCAGAAAAUUGCCUGGUAAGUCAGCAAUGUACUUCAUAUUGCCAGAGUUAUGGCUAUUCGUUUGGAACCUGUCGUACACGUCUAUCUAUCAGCCGUCCAAUACCAUUAUUGAAACGUUUCUGUCAUUGUUCGACAUGUGAUCCAAAAUAUUGUCAAAGCUAUUGCAAUAGUAUUGGAAGAAAAUAUACAUCUUGUACUUGUUAUAAUUUUUCCUAUGAUCAACGUUUCGAAAGUUAUUUCCAACAACGUAAUGAAUAUUCUGUUGCUAAUGAUUGUAAUGAUAGUGUACUGUAUUGUCAAUGUGGUUUAUAA
This is a messenger RNA of Dermatophagoides farinae (American house dust mite), 369 nucleotides long. RefSeq lists its product as uncharacterized. NCBI's taxonomy places the organism in Eukaryota, Metazoa, Arthropoda, Arachnida, Sarcoptiformes, Pyroglyphidae. The record is from RefSeq and is a predicted model, not a curated record.